AUGGCAGCCCGGGGACAAGGGCUGUCUUGGUCGCUCCUUGCGGGGAGCUCUGCUGCUGCUGCUGCUGCUGCUGCUGCUGCCGCCUAUGCUUUGUUCUCGGCCCGUGCCGCGUAUCGCUCCUCCCACGCCCUCUGCCCGCCCUCGGCUGGCCCGUCCUUCUCGCUGCCGCCGCUGGCCAAUCUGGGCCAGACCUGCUAUCUCAAUGCUGUCAUCUCCGCCAUUGCUGCUCUUCCGCCGCUCGCCACAUACUUUGAUCUCGCUGCUGCCUCGCUGCCGGACGACUCGCUCCUGCUGCCUGUCCUCGCCGCCCUCGCCUCGGUCCUCGCCCGCAUUGCUCCGCUCUCGCCGGGCGAGAGCUCGCCCUCGAGCGCCCACCCGCCAGCUCGUCACUCGCCGGCCCGCCACUCGCCGGCCCGCAAGCUCCGGUCUGCGCUAGCCGCACUAGUCAUCGCCCUCGACGAAGCCUUCCCCGCGCUCGACGUCCGCCGGCAGCAGGACCCGUACGAGCUCCUGCAUCUGCUGACCCGCGCGGUGGAGGAGGCUCUUGACGAAGCCGAGCGCACCGAUAGGCUGCGGGUAGUGUGCGAGCCGGCGACUAGCUCGACACCGCUGGCCAAGGUUCCGCGCGGCGCUGCACUCUGCGCCUUCCGCGCAUCGUCAGAUGGCGACCCGCCGUUCUUCGCCUACGCGCGGCUCUUUGCGCCGCUCCUUCCGCUCCGCGGCUUGUCGCUGGCCAAGCGGUUCUGUGGCUCGUGCUCGCGCAUUGCCUCGCUCGCUGUCUCCUCGUUCUCAGACCUCUCUCUCCCGCUUGCUGCGCUGGGCAGCGGCGGUACCGGGUCGUACCACUCGCGCAAGCCCGUCUCACUCGCCUCCGCCCUCGACGCCUACGUCGCGCCGCAGCCGGUCCACGGCUCGUCUCGCUGCCCGCACUGCACUCCACCCGGCUCGAGCAAGGACAGCGCAAGCUCCCACGGUGUCAUGCACGAGCAAAUCGCGCUCUCGGCCCUCCCGCCUGUCCUUGCCCUCCACUUUGAGCGCGUCGUCGCCACAGGCGGGAGCGUGGCCAAGCUCCAUACUCGCGUCGACUUUCCGGCGGUCCUCGACAUGGCUCCGUACAUGCACUUUUCCGCUCGCGCCGCACCCGAUGCCCAGACCAUCUACUCCCUUGCCGCCGUCAUUGUCCACCACGGCGACCGCACUUCGCGCGGCCACUACACCGCCUUUCGCAAGAUCCCGGCCUGGUCUGUCCCGCGCGCUCCGCGCGACACCGCUUCCAACCAUCCGUCAACCAUCACCCCCACCGGCGACGUGUGGAUGCACGUCUCGGACGAUGUCUCGUUUGCGGUGCCCGAGGCCUCGGUCCUCACUUGCACACCGUCACUCCUCCUCUACGAGCGCCAGCCGAUCUCUGUCAUCAAGACUGCUGUCCGCACCAACAACGUGCUCACGGCCUGA
This is a messenger RNA of Thecamonas trahens ATCC 50062, 1455 nucleotides long. Its product is annotated as ubiquitin carboxyl-terminal hydrolase. The record is from RefSeq and is a predicted model, not a curated record. The transcript has a single exon. NCBI's taxonomy places the organism in Eukaryota, Apusomonadida, Apusomonadidae. Gene Ontology annotation, cellular component: nucleus; cytosol. The coding region runs from base 1 to 1455 and encodes 484 amino acids. Gene Ontology annotation, biological process: protein deubiquitination. Gene Ontology annotation, molecular function: cysteine-type deubiquitinase activity; cysteine-type endopeptidase activity.